CAGAAACCAAUUCACAAUUGACGAAUCGAAAUCGCGUCCGGCCUUGACUCAAUCGGCUCUCGCUCUCUGCCUCUCUCGAGUCACGACUAUCGACCGGCUCUUGGCCUCUCGCUCUCGCUCUCGCAUCUUGUGGCUUGUGAGACUGAACUCAACAAGAAUGGUGAAGAGAAAGCAAGGAAACAAAGAGAAAGCAACAGACAUGAAGUCGCAGAGGAUGGAACUGAAAUUGGUGAUAAAUGGUAUCGAAUAUAUGGGUGAACUAUCCGGAGACAAGAAUAGUGAGAAGAAACGCAAAUACAAAGGGAAGGAUUUGAGAAAUGAUGCAAAAAUGGCGAGGAAGGAAAAGUCCACAGGAGUUUCUGUUGAUUCACGAAACGGAGGUCCAAAGAGAAAAAAGACUUCUUCCGAUUCAGGCUUUGAAACACCAUGUAUAAAGAACCCCAAAAGGAUCGGGAAGGUGAAGCCAUCACAUAAAGUUGAACAAUUGAAUCUUAUAGUAGAAAAUAAUGAAAGACCACGAAGCCGCCGGAAAUACAAUGGUCUUCGAACAAGAACAUCACCAAAGACAUUGUUCCUUGCCAUUCAUUCCUUGUCAACAUCCCAGAGGCAAUGUGUGGAGGAAAUGGGAUUUGGGAAAAUACUUGAUAUGAAAGUAGAUGGAAUCCCUUCUAAACUAGGAUUUUAUGUUGUGGAUAGGUUUGAUGAAAAGAAAAUGGAAAUAAGGCUGGAAAAUGGCUCUAUUAAGAUUACAAAAGAUUUAAUCCAUGAUAUGCUUGGGGUACCAAAUGGAGGAGUCGAAUUACAUUCGUUACAGGGUACCGAAACUGAUGAUACCAUAUUGAAGGAAUGGAAGAAACAAUAUGGCAAGACUCUCAUCCGUCCUGCUGAUGUAAUGAGGGAAAUAAUUGUUUCAGAAGACGCAGGGUUGAAUUUCAAGCUUAAUUUCCUCAUCUUGAUCUCCAACACAAUGGCAGAAGGCAUGAAGAUGGGUAUUUGCAACCUGAAUAUUCUGUCAUACAUCCGUGAAGACACAGUAAUCCACGAUUUAGACUGGUGCAGCUAUAUAUGGGACUGCUUGAAGGUGAGCAAAUUGGGGUGGAAAAGAGAUGCUGACAUAAGCUUCUACACUGGUCCUCUAACAUUUCUAACGUUGUUGUAUCUUGACGCCACAAAAUGCAAAAAGGUGACAGUUGUUCGCCAACGACCAGCAAUAAAAUGUUGGAGUAUGGAGCUUAUGAGGCAAAGAGAAUUUGCAGAGAUCGAUACAGGGGGGUUUGGGUUGGGGGACUUCGAAGAUCCUUUUGAAUUGACACGAACUGACGAUGAAGGAAUUCUUGCAAUUGAAUGGGGCGCGGUUAGUGAAAGAAGUGAGAAGAAGGAUGAUGAAUGUUGUGAUCCUUCAUCACCAACUGAGAUUGAGGGUUAUUUGUUGAAAAUUGAUGAAAGAUUCUCAUGCUUAAUGGCGGAGAAGACGAAAAUGGAAUCAACAUUACGUGAGGCUAUGACAAAAUAUCCAGGAAUGUCUAAGCUUAAAGAAUGGGAAACGAAAUUAGAAGCUUUGUUUGGGGGAAAGUCAGAUGUGAACGGGUUUACACACAGAGAUCAAGCAACAAUGGUGCCGGAGAAUCUUGAUUCUGCACCAAAAUGUAUCGAAGAAGUUGUUGAUGCUCACGUAGAUGAGGGAGAUGAGGGAGAUGAGGGGGAUGAGAGAGAAGAUAAUGAAGAAACAAAGCCGCAAUUUUGGAUCAACAUGGAGACUCACAGUGUGAUUGAUGGAGCUGGUGAGAGCGUCGAGAAAAAUUGUAGAAUUGAUAAUUCAGUUCUACCAAAUUACGACAUUGGUUUAACUCAGGAGUUGGUGAAUGAGUCUUCAUUUGAGUUGCUUUUAUCUGAAGGAAAGUCUGUUCAUGAAGCUGCAAUAAGUGUCGAACCACUUAGUUCGUGUUAUGAAGAAAAAACCAACUGAUUAGGUCGUUGAGAACAAAGAUAAAUAAGCGCGUUAGGGGAAGAUAGAACGAGGCUGAUAGACAUUAAUCACACCAUACAUGAACAUGGAUGCUUUAUGAACUAGUUUGUGUGAAUGUUGAUUGUUGAAUUCACACGUAAAUAUAGUUAUUGCUAAUUACUGUAAGUAGUUUGUGAAUAGUAGGUCAUAUUCACAUGUGAAUAGAGAUGGGCAUACCGGCUUGGAUUGUGUAGCAGGGUCCGGUUAAGGCACAACUGAUCGGGCCUAGUUAAGUAACUGGUCGCCCCACCCAAUUAACCACAACCAGGCUCUUCGUAACCGAUCAAGUUUUUUAAGUUAAUUUCAUUGUAUCAAGUGUCGAUGCCUAAUUUGGGUAA
Cynara cardunculus var. scolymus (artichoke) is the source of this 2343-nucleotide messenger RNA. RefSeq lists its product as uncharacterized. The record is from RefSeq and is a predicted model, not a curated record. The coding region runs from base 158 to 1966 and encodes 602 amino acids. NCBI's taxonomy places the organism in Eukaryota, Viridiplantae, Streptophyta, Magnoliopsida, Asterales, Asteraceae. The transcript is spliced from 5 exons.